Molecule: messenger RNA, 1532 nt
Organism: Xiphophorus couchianus (Monterrey platyfish)
Lineage: Eukaryota; Metazoa; Chordata; Actinopteri; Cyprinodontiformes; Poeciliidae
Exons: 8
Coding region: 566-1309 (247 amino acids)
Source: RefSeq, a predicted model, not a curated record
AUCAGAUAGACUACUUAUAAAAAUAAAAAACAUUUGUGGAUUGAGAGGCAGGGGAGUCUCAAAAUUCACACACAAAUGUAGCAACUCAGGCAAGCAGCUUGGAAAUCAAGAGAUAUUUUUGUUAUACAAGUGUGGAUCUCCUCCUGUGAAUUUGUGAAUUAUGAGACAGUUUUAGCUCCAAAGAGUGGCGCCCCAAGUUUGGAAGGAACCAGUUUCAUCCUCUCAGAGGUUCCGUUCGGUCUGACCCGGAUGGACCCCAACGGAACUUCCGGGAAGCUAACAUGUCGACCAUUACGUCAGAGGUGAAGGUCAGCAGAGCGAACCGAACCGGUAGGUUUCACCAGAACCAGUGAGGCCAGCCACCGAACCAAGUGGUACAGAAUCAGCUCCCGGUUGCUCCAUUCAGAACCCAGUAAGACCCAUCCUGACCAGAACCAUCAGAACCAAGGCUCUUUGCUGUGGACUGGAGCUGCUUCAGUUUCAGUCCAGAGAAGUUGACCUCUGACCUCUGACCUCUAAGUCACUGAAGUUCUGCAGGAGAACUCGGCUUCAGAGGCAGAUUCUGAUGGAGCCGGCCCGGCCCGGCCCAGUGUACCUGAGGAGCACGACGGCGGUUUCCCUGAACGAGCGCUUCUCUCAGCUACUGAUGACCCGGCUGACCCGACCCGGCAGGCCCGGUUUCAGGAGCCGCAGGAGGAGAGCGGCGCUGGUUCAGGCUCCGCCCACCUGCCAGAGGAGGCGGCUGCGUGUGAGGGGCAGCGUGUGGACCCGACUGGGGGGUCCGCUGCUGACCCGCGGGCCGACCCGACGGCGCUGGUUCUGGAGGCGCCCCGGGUUCUGGAGCUUCAGGAGGAAGUACACCUGGAGUGGCAGGUGCAGCGCCCCCUACAGGAGAAGGAAAGCACCGUCAGAGGUCAGAGGUCAGAUACAAGCCAGGCUGGCGGGUCGGGGCCUCAGACCAGCAGGGGGUCUCUUGGACCCAACCGGUCUUCUUCUCUGCUGCUUCUCCACAGGACGGGGGAUCCCGCUGAGUCGGCUGGGACAGCGCCGCCUGGUGGAGACAUCGGACCUCCAGAACCAGACUGAAGGAGGGCGGGGUCGCACGUUACGGAGGGGCGGGGCCACGGUCUCAAAGGGGCGGGACUUUGUCCCAAAGCAGCAGUUGGAUGCUGAGCUGGAUGAGUACAUGUCUCUGUCCAGAAGCAGGCUGGACCGGCAGCUGGACGACUACAUGUCCAUGUCCCGCAGACGCCUGGACCAGGAGAUGGACGAGUACAUGCUGAUGGCAGGCCAGUGUCUGGAGGACUGAGGGGCGGGGCCUGGUUUUAUUUUCUCUAAGCAGCAGAGAUCUGGCUGCUGAUUGGUUCCUGAGCUUCAGGUCUGUCUCUGGAGGCUUUUGUUUGUUCUCUGAUUGGUUGCUGUAUUUUUGUAUACUUCACUGACCUCUCUCUGCGUUGGAGAUCUGAGUUCCUGAAGCUGCACUUUUGUUCUCAAAGUUUGAAAAUAAAUGUGAAUAAAUUAUGUUUCCUUUA